This is a messenger RNA of Medioppia subpectinata, 1110 nucleotides long. NCBI's taxonomy places the organism in Eukaryota, Metazoa, Arthropoda, Arachnida, Sarcoptiformes, Oppiidae. The record is from the annotation of a GenBank genome assembly.
AUGACGGCCUCAAUAACGGUCACGGAUUUGGUGGAGGAGUUGUCUGCGGAGAACCGCAAACUCGUGGACGGAUUGUCUGUUUGGCAGAAAUGCGUGGAAUUGGUCCACAAUUACAAGAAGUGCUUAACGGAUGUGAACGGCGUGUGUGUCUCGCGAGACAUCGAUGGCUAUCAGGAGAUCGUCCAGGAGUUGCACCAACAGUACGACCGACUCAUGCCUGACAUCGACACCGCCUUUCGGUCGCUGGAAGACAGCCAACAGAAACGACAACUCAUGGCCGCCGACUCUGGAGGUGACGGCGAUUGCGAUGACAAGCAGUCGGUCCGCGAGACUGGUCUCAGGACUUCGAGGAAACCCAAGAGAUUUAAAGAGUCCGACGAAGAGAUUAGCGAUUACUGUCCGGACGGCGAUAACGGUUCCGACGCCGAAGAGGACGACAAAGAGAAACCAGCGGUUAAUAUGAAGUUUUUGGCCGAAGACGACUGUCUCGUCGAGGAGGACGGACUCAUUGUCACCAAACGUGAUCCAAACAAUGGUCUCAUUCUGGUGGUCCAAUUGAACAACACGUCCGGUCAGGCGCUGGGCUAUCGGUGCAAUUGGAGUGACUGUCAGUUCGUGUCGGUGUCCAAAGACAAGACGGCGGACCACUUGCGCACUGUUCACAACCGGACGGGACAUUUCGUGUGCCAUAAGUGCCCGAAGACUUUCGUGUCCNACAAGACGGCGGACCACUUGCGCACUGUUCACAACCGGACGGGACAUUUCGUGUGCCAUAAGUGCCCGAAGACUUUCGUGUCCCACAAGGAGAUCAACGCCCACGUGAUCGACAAGCACUCCAACCAAUACAAGUGUCAGCACAAGGGCUGCAAUUACAAGACCCGCCAUCGGAAGCACCUCAACGAACACAACCGGCGCCACACCGGUGUCCGGCCCUAUCCCUGUCUGGUCGUCGGCUGUGGCAAACGGUUCAUCACACGACAGGAGCUCCGGAGGCAUAACAAUGGCGUUCAUAACUCGCAGACGUUUGUGUGCGAAUGGCCCGGUUGUGAGCUCACCUUUCGCACCAACAAAGCCAUAGAGACCCAUAAGGCCACCCAUUAUAUGGUUUAA